This is a messenger RNA of Papaver somniferum (opium poppy), 729 nucleotides long. Its product is annotated as probable leucine-rich repeat receptor-like protein kinase At5g63930. Gene Ontology annotation, cellular component: plasma membrane. The transcript has a single exon. Gene Ontology annotation, molecular function: protein binding. The coding region runs from base 1 to 729 and encodes 242 amino acids. NCBI's taxonomy places the organism in Eukaryota, Viridiplantae, Streptophyta, Magnoliopsida, Ranunculales, Papaveraceae. The record is from RefSeq and is a predicted model, not a curated record. Gene Ontology annotation, biological process: hormone-mediated signaling pathway.
AUGAAUCUUCAGGAACUAUAUUUAGCUGGAGCAGGAUUAGUUAAACUCCCGGAGUGGUUAUCUUCAACAAGUUUGUUUACUCUUGAUGUGUCGAGUAACAGGUUGGUCGGUAAGUUGCCAGUAUGGAUGGCAAAAAUGAGAAACUUACAUACCCUCAAUGUAUCUAACAACGGUUUCCAUUCAGAUAUACCAAUUGAGUUCGAGAACCUUGCUCGAGGUUUAGGGGUACUUGAUCUUCAUCGGAACAACUUCACAGGGGGGUUAAGCACGAUUUUCGCUGUCUCGGGUCGGUUUCGUUAUACUUUUAUUGAUCUUUCUUACAAUAUGUUUGUGGGUCGUAUUGAUAACAAUAUAGGAAACCUAGAGAGUAUGGCUGUUCUUCAGACAUUAGUACUAUCUAAUAAUCGUUUAGGAGGAGCUAUGCCGAAAUCUCUUGGGAAAUUGAGUUUUCUUGAGACUCUAAAGCUAGAUAAUAACGAGUUUACGGGGACGAUACCAGCUGAGCUAAGCAGUAUCACAUUUAUAACAUCGAUUGUGCUAUCGCAUAAUAAACUUACUGGUAGUAUACCUUCUAGAGUAAUGAACUUGCUGGAUAUCGUAGAGUUUGAUGUGUCCUACAACAAGUUGACAGGAAAAAUUCCUCCUCAUAAGAAACCAUUUCCUGCUUCUUCUUUCGUGGGCAACUCUGGCCUCUGUGACUCCCCACUUGCUCCUUGUAAAACUGCUUAG